Gongylonema pulchrum is the source of this 645-nucleotide messenger RNA. Lineage: Eukaryota; Metazoa; Nematoda; Chromadorea; Rhabditida; Gongylonematidae. The record is from the annotation of a GenBank genome assembly.
AUGGGCUACGGACCAAUGAUGUAUGAAUUAGUUACUUCGAAUCCGUCACGCAAUGCUCGGAGAAUUAAGCAUAUCCAGGGAGCAGCAGCAUGGAAAACUUUGCGUCUAAACGAAAAGCCACGAAUCGUCAUAGACUGUCAAUUUAUUGCGAAAGAGUUCGAUGAUUUCUCUUCUCGUCUUGCCACUCAACUUGAAUUUAUCAUUGAAGAAAACCUACGGCGUAGAGAUCCGUUCGAUUUGUCGAUUGUAAACUACGACGAGGAGAAUCCGAACUGUGCUGCUGUUACCAGACUUCUACGUAUGAAAUAUCAGCAUCAAACAAUCCUACCAAUGCAUACAAAUAAAGAUGUGCUCGAUUUUUACGACAAGGAAGAUCUCGUUUAUAUUGCCAGGUGGUCACAGCAUGUUCUUCGAGCUCCGUUGGAUGACAGAGUGUAUGUGAUAUGCUUAGGACGUGAUAAUCGACUUCCGCUGGGUGCUGCCCGGAAACGCAACUGUCGCACAGCUCGGAUACCUUUUAAUGAAAAUUUCAAGUUGUAUAACUUCCAUUUUCUGCCAUUUACAAGUGUUGUACGGGUUCUUCAUGAGGUUUACGAAACUGGUGGAGACUGGCACAGCGCUAUACUGAAUGGUAUUUCCAGGUAA